Sclerotinia trifoliorum is the source of this 3883-nucleotide messenger RNA. The record is from the annotation of a GenBank genome assembly. Lineage: Eukaryota; Fungi; Ascomycota; Leotiomycetes; Helotiales; Sclerotiniaceae.
AAAUCAAUCAUGUCUUACUAUCUGGCGGUCAUUUGAAUAACUUCAAAUAAUUAUCUAUUCUCUUAUUUACCAAGUUAUUUGUGUAACAAAAUCUUUUUUGUUUUCGCCUACCGAGAUAAUUUGUUACUCUAAAAAGUAACCUCGUGGAAAUCCCACCUGCACAACUUGAACAAAACUGACGCGACAAGUCGUUUCUCAGGAGAGCUUAAAUCUGUGCCCUGUGCCUUUUUUAACCUGCCUCACCUAAAAUCCCACACCCAAAGCGUCAUCCCUCCUCUCCAACAUCACAACGAAAAAAAACCCUCCAAAACCAAAACAACUUUCUACAGUUUCUCAUUUCUUCUUCAAAGGUACUUUGUAUUUUCUUGCUUACACAAUUACACAUAACCUCACAAGAUGUCUGAGGUACAAUCAAGACCAGCGCCUCGUGGCAGAGGCUCAGCUCGAGGUGGUCGUGGAGGUUUUGCACCAAGAGCUGGUCGCGGCGGAAGAGGUCAGGCAGCCAACGGCGAGAACACAUCUACUACUGCAUCAAUUGAGCAAGAUAAUGCUGAAGUCGUCCAAUUAAAGAAGAAGCAUGGUAGCAAAGUCAGCACUAUUCAAGAAUUGUUUCCAGGCUGGACAGACGAGGAUGUUGUUAUGGCUCUUGAAGAAACAGACGGAGAUCUAGAAAGUACUGUCGAGCGCAUUUCGGAGGGUAAGGAUUUCAUGCAUAAUUUUACAAUCCAUAUCAAGCCCAUAUCCUUCAUAGUACAUGUACUAGUCUAACACAAUCAAAGGUACCAUCUCACAAUGGGGAGAGGUUUCGAAUAAGAAAGAUCGAUCUAAGUCCAAAGCCCACGAAUCAGCUCCAUCUACUGCUCUUAAUGAAAUUAGCAACUCUGGAAGAGCCUCCCGAGGUGGUAGAGGUGGAUUCGAUGGUAGCAGAGGACGCGGUCGCGGUAAUGACAGAGGUCGAGGUGGUAGAGCUCGUGGAGCUUCAAUUGCGCAUACAAAUGGUACACGUAACGAAACUGCCGAAGUCUCUGUUCCUACAACCGAAUCUAGCGCUUGGGAUACUACUGCCACUACUGAAGACACCGCUAAAGAUACCAAUGCCGAUUCUCGGGAAUCUACCAAACCUACCGAGGGCGAUAAUACCUGGAGUGCCGCAGCAACCAGUGCGGCUGUCACAACUGCCACCGCCGCUUCAACUGCAGCUUCAAGCAUUAUUCCCGAUGGAGUCAAGAAGAGCUGGGCAAGCAUGUUUGCUCCUGCACCUAAGCCCAAGAAGGCCCCAGAGCCGCCCGUGGAAAAGCCUGCAGAACUCCCUAAGCCAGAAGAACCGGUCGAAGCCCCAGUUGUUUCAGAGCCAGAGCCCUCCAUUCCUGAACCAGAGCCCGUCGAAACCCCGGAACCUGCUGCCCCAGUCGAGCCACCUGUCGAACUUGAAGCUAAUGUUAAUCUUACCCCAUCAAAGGACGAAUUGACGGAGACGAACCUCGAACAAGUUCCAGAUGAAUCAGUUCCACCGCCAAGUGCGACUGCUGCAAGCACAGCUGCAAGCUCAUGGGAUCCAAGAAAUGCUACUGGAAAUUCUACACCUUAUUCAGCAUUGCAAACUCAAACUUCAGCUACUGCCCGUGCUCCAACCAGUGGUUUCCAAGCUUCGGCACUAAAGGCUACUGGGUCGUCGGGUCGUACACCAAGCUUUCAACGCCGCGUCCUCGAUCAGGAAGAAGCUGUUCGCAUGCCAGGUAAUCGCGAGGUGGAUAGGGCCGCUGUACAAUUUGGCGCAUUUAACCUCAGUGGUACAGGUGAAGACGAUGUUGAUGGUGAUCGUGAAGAGCCUGAGACUAGAGCUCAACCGCCACAACAUUCGCCAGUAGCCCCGAGAGCUACUCUACCCCCUGCUCCGCAACAAGCUGCACCAGUUUCCGAGACCUUGCCAACCCCAAAGCAAGCUCCUGGAUUGCCCGCAGCUACUCACCCAACAGCUGCCCCUGGACUUCCUUCCCCACAAACUCACUCUACUUCUCAAAGUAAGUUAAUUUUCACGUAUUCACUUGGCAUUACUAAUUCUCGUACAGCUGCAUCUCAACAAGGACCUCAAAAUGGUUCUCAAUUAGGUCAGUACGGUCGAUAUGGACAACCGGGAUCCCAGGAACAGUCUUCUUUGCCACAGAAGCCUUACGACGCUUUCAGCCAACAGGCGCCAAGCUCGCAAAGCCCAUUCGAAGGUUAUCCAAGUCAGGCUCAGUCUCAGCCACAACAACAAUCCGGCACGUUUUCUUCCGCACCAAACGAUUACUCUUCAUACUAUACCUCUGAUCCGCAAAGACAAAAUUACAACAGUUACUAUCAACAGCAAUAUGGCUUGCAACAAGGCAGCCAAGGUCAACAAGAUGUUUCAGCAUCUCAAAGAUCCUAUAGUGGGUACAAUGGACCACAAAGUGAAACUUCCGGCCAACAAUCCCAAUCCCGUUAUGCGACUGCAGGAGAAGGUCAGAAUAGUGGGCACACUACUCCUAACCCAGUAGCUCAAAGCCAACAACAAACCGGCGCUGCUGCUCAAACAACCCAGCCUCAACCAGGCCAUUCACAACAACCCCAAGGAGGUUAUCCAUAUGGACAUCCUUACUAUUCUACCCCAUACUAUGCUACUUACAUGAACCAGUACCAACAAUCAGGCGGCUACGGUGGUUAUGGUGGUUCUCCAUAUGGCGGUGGAAAAGGUGGUAUCCAUGGUCAACCAUACCAAGGUUACAUGUCACCUGGUGCACCAUAUGAUCACACUUCUUCUCCUGCUGCUGGUGGAUUUGCUGGAUCUUCUCUUCAUGGCCGUGACUCCGCAGUUGGAGGAGGCUUGGGUGAUUAUGGCCGAGCUGGAUCAUCCCAAUCAUCCCAGACUCCACAAGCGUUAGGUGGAAGUGGCGCAUUCGGCGCUGGCUCCCAUGAUGCAUUCAGCCGUGGUGCUUAUCCUUCAGGUCAGCACUACAAUGCACCACAAGGCAGCCAACCUGGCGCUAGUGAUGAUUUGAAACCAUUUGGUGACUCGAAGACUGCCAAUGGACCAAGCCCAUCUUUGUCUCAAGCUGGAAGACCUGGUUCUGCUACCAAUGCUACCCCUGGGUCAGUUUUGCCACCCCCACAAUCGCAACAAGGUGGAUAUGGUGGAUACCCAAGCCAUCUUCAAGGUCAUGGACUUCACGGCAGCCAAGCUGGUAGUCAAUAUGGCGGCCUUGGUGGUGUUGGAGGUCAUCAAGCUGCUGGUCAAGGGCACCAGAGUAGUGGAUAUGGAGGCUACCAAGGUUACGGAGGUUACCAGGGGUUCGGUAAUAGCCAACAACGUGGUGGAUGGGGUGGCAACUAUGGACAUUAAUUCAUCCAGCCAAUAGUAAAUUGCACAUACCUUUGGUACUCGUCGUUGACCUUCCUUGAGAAGAAGCAUACGAUCGUUCAUACUAAAAAUUAAUUGUGUUACUACCACCAAGAAUUCAUUUUCCUGCUUUUACUACUUUCUUUAUUUUCAAUGUCUAACGACACGUUGCACAAUCAACAAAUCUGGAUUUCAUAUCAACAUUAUGGCUGGCUGGAUUUGUUCUUACCUUUCCAAAAGGAUACAAUUUCACUGUUUUCAAAUAGUUAUCUUCACGAAUCAUAUGAUGGUUGGGGUGGGAUGGAAUGGAAUGGGUUGAUACGGAUGCAUUGCAUGAUUGUGUAUGAGACUGGAGGGAUGCAUGGAUUGAUUUUGAGAGAUAUGACAGGUGGAUAAUGAAGCCAUUGGGGAGAAUAGUUGGUCAUAAAAAAAGUAACUGGAUGAUGGAUAGUGAUGAACAUAUCAAUUCGAAGGUUUAUGGCUACUUAAUUUUUUCUUGUUUAUUUGUAUACAUGUGCCGAUUGA